This is a messenger RNA of Acromyrmex echinatior (Panamanian leafcutter ant), 1632 nucleotides long. Its product is annotated as aminoacylase-1. Lineage: Eukaryota; Metazoa; Arthropoda; Insecta; Hymenoptera; Formicidae. Gene Ontology annotation, biological process: amino acid metabolic process. Gene Ontology annotation, molecular function: aminoacylase activity. The record is from RefSeq and is a predicted model, not a curated record. Gene Ontology annotation, cellular component: cytoplasm.
AUUCCGGCGGCGACGCGACGGUACGCCGGAGACUUUGCUUCGAGCUUCGAACUUCGACGCCGCUGUCUGCUUGUGACAGUCGAUCGCUGACGGGAUAGGCAUCUGGACGCUAGGUGCGUAGCUUAUCGGCGUACGGACGGACGAUCAGGCAUUAAGAAGCGUAUCACUGAAUCGCAAGGGUAAGAACAAGAACCACAAGCGGUGAUAAGGCAACAGGAACGGACCAUCUCGAAACGAUGUCGCAGACCGAACUGGACGAAACAGCUGUGGAGAAUUUCCGCGAAUACCUGCGGAUACCGUCGGUGCAGCCGGACGUCAACUAUGAUAAAUGCGUGGAAUUCAUAACUAGACAAGCACAGUCUCUCGACUUACCAGUUAAAAUUUAUCACGUACAUCCUAAAAAACCGAUUGUGGUUUUAACAUGGGUGGGAACGGAUCCUACGAAGCAAUCGAUUCUCUUGAACAGUCAUAUGGAUGUUGUUCCUGUUUUCGAAGACAAAUGGACCUAUCCGCCAUUCAGCGCACACAUGGACGAAAAAGGCGACAUCUAUGCUCGCGGCAGCCAGGACAUGAAAUGCGUGGCAAUACAAUAUUUGGAGGCGAUCCGUAGACUGAAACUGAACGGACAACGUUUCCAACGCACUAUCCACAUUUCUUUCGUCCCAGACGAGGAGAUCGGCGGUGUUCUCGGAAUGAAAGCCUUUGUACACACUGCAGACUUCAAAGCUCUGAACGUCGGUUUCGCGCUAGAUGAAGGUGUGGCUGGCCCAUGUGAGAACUUUUAUAUGUUUUACGGAGAAAGAUCGAUUUGGCAUGUCGAAAUAAAGUGUGCGGGCAAUCCCGGUCACGGAUCCAUCAUGUUGGACAACACGGCUGGAGAAAAAUUAAGAGUUAUAAUAGAUCGUUUCACAGACUUCAGAGCUUCCGAAAAAGCAAAAUUAAAUCCAGAUCUUAGAAAAAUAGCGGGUACUCUUGGCGAAGUGACAUCUGUAAAUCUUACGAAAAUUUGGGGUGGCGUACAAACUAAUGUUAUACCUACCGAGUUCGGCGCUAUGUUCGACAUUCGUAUAACGCCUUCUGUUAAUCACGACGAAUUCGAAGCUACUAUCAAACAGUGGUGCGAAGAAGCUGGUCCAGAUGUAACUUAUUCCUUCGAAGAGAAAAAUCCCAAAAUUGAGAAUACCAAACUAGAUGAAUCUAAUCCAUACUGGAUCGCUUUCAAAAAUACCUGCGAUGAAAUUGGUGUUAAUUUGGAAACCGCUAUCUUCGCGGGAGGUACAGACGGCCGUUUUGUGCGAGGGGUGAGCAUCNNUGUUGUUUGCUUCUCACCGAUGAACAACACAAAAGUACGUCUUCACGAUCACGAUGAAUAUCUAAACAAAGAUAUUUUCCUGAAAGGAAUAGAGAUAUUUACUAAAAUAAUACCAUCUGUUGCAAAUGCUUAAACGAAUAUGGUAUACAUUAUUAUGCAUCAGAUUUUAAAAGUGCCAUAGUCGAAUGUUUAGAACUACUGAUAGCUGAAUUCGAUCAUCCUACCAGUGAUAAGUGUAUUAAUCAGAAUCUUUUGAGUUUAAGAAAUCGCAAUUAAUGUGCAAUGACAUCCUAAGUCAAUAUAUAUUUCUAUAUUAUAUA